CGCAUUCGCACUCAGUUGUGUUGACGUCGGAGGCAGGGCAGAAGCAGCUGAUGGGUACACUCGUCACCCUUACCAGUCAGUUGGAAAGAACGCCUUAAAAAGAAAGAAUUAAAGUAAGUUAGCCAUAAUGUUUGGCAAUUUGAAAAGCAAGCUUGGAGAUGUGACAGAUUUGAAGAAGUUGUCAUCACCUCAGGCAUUAACAUCAGCAGCUGGUGGCUCUCGACAGCGUUCAUCACAGCACACGCCAGGAUCCCUUACACCCAGAUCUCGACAUUCUCGACAGGCAUCCACUGCAUCACUACAGGGACUUGGCUUGCCUAUAUCACCACCACAUUCUCCAUCAGAUCAAAAUGGUUCUUUAAAUAGUCAUGAUCGGACACAAGAACUUGAGCGCGAAAUCUUAAAAUUAAGAUCUACUUUAGAAACACAACAAGAUGUGGCAUUAGAACGACUGAAUACAAAAGAGCAAGAAUGGAAAGCAAAAUUACAAGAGGAACGUGAUAAAUUGAGUGUGAUAAUGGGUGACCUGGAAGCUGCAUCAGAGCGGGAAAAGAGGCUCCAGGAGCAGUUAGAAAGUAAUGCUGCCAACAAGAAACUCUCAACAACACAGCUUAAUGAAGCACAAGCAAGGAUUAAAGGUAAGUUGCACGUGGUAUCUGCAUGAUCACUGUAGGUGUCUGGGUCAUACAGGUUACAGAUUUCCUUUACAAUAGGAUUUGGGAAUACCUGGGUGAAGGAGAAAAGAUCAACACUACUAGACCUUCCUAAAUGGUGCGCCUAAACUUGGUAAAAGCUUAAAGACAUUUCAGCAAGCUGUUUAUUCACUCUGAUAUAUUAUGUAAUGCUUUGCUUAUGUGUUGUUGAUUUUCUUGGUGGUGGAAAAGUCUCCUCUCUUUGAUUUUACAAUUAGUAAAAGUGUGUGGGUGUGGGAGUGUGUGUGUGGGGGUUUCCUCUUGAGGAGACAAUUUAAUAUGCAAGAUUGUCCUUAGGGAGUCAAGCCAAAUGGAAGUAAUAGAUGAUAGCCUCUCAGGGACUUUUUUGGUUGGACAGGAAGCCCUGCCAACUGUACUCUAUGUUCUGAUGUAAGAACCUGUUACAAGUUAAAUCAAGCUGAGACUACGGGGGAUAAAAGUUCAUAUUGGGGUGCUUUAUAACAGAACUGGCAAUAUAAGGCCUUUGAAGAUGCAUAGUUUGGUCUUUCUGUACGGGUAUUCUUUAUCAAGAAAGCUAAUCAAACCUGUCUUGGUUAAUAUACCUGUUGAUGUCCUGAUCUUAUAGCCCAGAGUCAUGAACUACAUUAACCCACUGCAUUUGUAUGCUUCACUACCAUCACAUGGCUCAAAAUACGGGCAUCAGGCCUACAUAAGCUGCCACUGUGAUGGAUGUGUGGCUUGUAGGCCGAGUGCACGCAAGCACAUGUGUGCAGUGACAAGACUCCAUGCCUCCCCUUUACAAUGUUAUUUUCUCUUUUUAUGCAUAAGCAUUUUAAGCUUUUUUGCUGUUUUCCAAUAUUUGUUAUUUGUUUUUCUUUAUCUAGUUGAUAAUAAAAUGUUUCCUUGCACAGACUUCAUAUCAUCACUGUAGGUAGUCUAUAAUGAUAUUCUAUUUUUUGUAAUACAAUCUGUGCCAUCGGUCACUGCGAGCAAGAAUAGGGUCCUGAGGAUGGAAAUAGCAUCCUCCCUGGAGCCAUCCCUCUCCCAGUCAUAGCUCCUAGACGGUACAUUCCACACUCAUUUAUUGAUGGAAAUAAUCUAAAAGCCCAUUUCUAAAAUGCUUAGUCUCCUCCAACAGCUUUGUGUGCUCAUGGCAAGACAUUUCUGUCACCCUGGCCUUUGGCCAAAAUGCUCACGAUGGCAAGUUCAUGUCAACCCAGCCAACAGCCAAAUUUUUAUCCAUGACAGCAUGUUCACAUCAACCACCCCUUGAGCCAGCUUUUUUCCUUGUGUAAUAGUCAUGUCAUCCAGAUUGGUUUAAGAGAUGUAAAAUUUUGUGUGACGUUUUCAAUUUAAUCGUGGUCUUGAUAUGAGAGAUCACGUCACCUAACUGAUAAAUUUAUCAAGAGCUACCAGUACUCAGAUAUGAUGGCAACAUGAUUAGCAAAGUCAAGAUUGUUGAUGUUACCCAAUGUUCCUCACAUUGACUAUCAUCCAGUCCAUUCAAUUGUUGAAAUGCAUUAGUAAAUUCAUAAGGAGAAGUUAGAUAUGCCCUUACCACACUUUCAGUAGCUGUGUAUCAAUCCAAUAACCUUUGUCAGAACUCCUCUGAGUCUCAGAAUCUUCCAGGAUUAUUCAUGAUACACUAAGACAAAUGGAUUCGGUAAGGCUACACAACAAAACCCAUGAGAGGACUCUACAGUGACUUGAAGUGAGAGGAUCAAUCAUAUUUUGGAUUUGCCAGAAGCUAAUCCAGAUAGAUCAGGGCUCUAGUGCUUCUGUAGGUGGUUUGUGAUACAUCUUAAUCCAACCACC
Messenger RNA from Penaeus indicus, 2468 nucleotides. RefSeq lists its product as uncharacterized. The coding region runs from base 128 to 664 and encodes 178 amino acids. NCBI's taxonomy places the organism in Eukaryota, Metazoa, Arthropoda, Malacostraca, Decapoda, Penaeidae. The record is from RefSeq and is a predicted model, not a curated record. The transcript has 5 exons.